AUGCCGUAUGCGGUCGCCGUCAAUGACGCCAACGCGACCAAGCCCGAGGCCGACGCGCCGCUGCCCGUCUACGUCACGGUGAUUGGCACGCCGGUCAUUGACGGUCGCGUGCGCCAGCCGUACUCGCGCCACACGGUCCUCAUGUACGACGCUGGACUGCCGUACUACUACAUGCCCUACAUGUACGUGGGCGGCUGUGGCGGCUUUGGCUACUACGGCGUCGGCGGCGGCUGCGGCGUCUCGGGCGAGGCGUACGGCGGCUGUGGCACGUUUGCGGGCGACGGUGGCUGUGCGUCGGGUGGCUGCGCGGUCGGUGGUUGCGCGGCAGGUGGCUGUUCGACGGGUUGUGGCGGCGGCGGUGGCGGUAGUUGCGGAGACGGCGGCGGUGGCGGUAGUUGCGGAGACGGCGGCGGCGGUAGCUGCGGUGAUGGUGGUGGUGGCUGUGGCUAA
Saprolegnia diclina VS20 is the source of this 450-nucleotide messenger RNA. RefSeq lists its product as hypothetical. The record is from RefSeq and is a predicted model, not a curated record. The transcript has a single exon. Bases 1 to 450 code for a protein of 149 amino acids. NCBI's taxonomy places the organism in Eukaryota, Oomycota, Saprolegniomycetes, Saprolegniales, Saprolegniaceae.